GUGUUUGUGCGCUGGACUUUCAGACAGUUAUGGGCACGUUAGCUUUUCUCUCGCUUGCGGUUGUCGCUUUUGCAGUUUUGAUAGGAGAAAGACUCAUUUCAUUAAGGCAUGUAGCGCUUUCCUACAGAGAACUAACCCAGAACUAUCUUCCUAACUGCAAUUUUAUAGAGGGCAUAGAUUUUGGGGCUGAAGAUAUCACCAUACUUGAUGGAUUGGCCUUUCUUAGUACUGGCUUGAAGUAUCCUGGUGUACCAUCCUACUCAGAAGACCCAGGAAAGAUCUACACACUGAACCUGUUGGACUCUGAACAAAAAAUUAAAGUACUACACAUCAGGGGAGACUUUGACAAAGACUCCUUUAAUCCACAUGGAAUCAGUGUGUACACAGAUGAUAAAGAUGGUGCAAUAUACCUGUUUGUUGUUAAUCAUCCUCAAGGCAAAAGUCAAGUGGAGAUUUUCAGAUUUUUGGAGAAUGAAAAUGCUCUUGAAUACUUAAAGACCAUUAGGCAUGAGCUCCUGCACAACGUGAAUGAUAUAGUGGCUGUGGGGACUGAAAGCUUUUAUGCCACCAAUGAUCAUUACUUCACCAAUGACAUUCUGAAGAUUGUGGAGCCAUUUCUCUCUUUGCCGUGGUGUGAUGUGGUUUAUUACAGUCCUGAGACUGUGCAAGUUGUGGCAGGAGGAUUCUUAUCUGCCAACGGCAUAAACAUCUCCCCUGACAAAAGACACUUGUAUGUAUCACAUAUUCUGAAGCACACAAUUGCUGUCUUGGAAAUACAGAAAAACACUGUAUUGUCUCAUGUAAAGGAAAUUGAUGUGGGGUCUCUCUGUGACAACAUUGAGGUGGAUCGUGAGACUGGAGAUCUGUGGAUUGGCUGUCACCCAAACGGUCUCAAAUGUGUUUUUCAUGAUCCAAAUGAUCCACCUGGUUCUGAGGUAAUCAGGAUUGAGAACAUCCUCUCUGAAAAGCCCCAGGUGACUCAGGUGUAUUCAGAUGACGGCAGUGUUAUCAUUGCUUCUUCGGUGGCAGCUCCUUAUAGAGAAAAACUGCUCAUUGGAACAGUUUAUCAGAAAGCUCUCAUCUGUGACCUUAAAUAGUGAUAUUAUGCACUUACAUAGGAGAAUAAAUAUUGUCUAAGUUUUUGAAAGAA
Danio rerio (zebrafish) is the source of this 1150-nucleotide messenger RNA. RefSeq names its product paraoxonase 2 (gene pon2). The record is from RefSeq and is marked provisional. Gene Ontology annotation, molecular function: arylesterase activity. NCBI's taxonomy places the organism in Eukaryota, Metazoa, Chordata, Actinopteri, Cypriniformes, Danionidae.